Messenger RNA from Odontomachus brunneus, 4882 nucleotides. RefSeq names its product serine/threonine-protein kinase Tao (gene Tao). Lineage: Eukaryota; Metazoa; Arthropoda; Insecta; Hymenoptera; Formicidae. Gene Ontology annotation, biological process: protein phosphorylation. Bases 280 to 2859 code for a protein of 859 amino acids. The record is from RefSeq and is a predicted model, not a curated record. The transcript is spliced from 12 exons. Gene Ontology annotation, molecular function: protein kinase activity; ATP binding.
GAUCGGCGGCGGCCAGGCCUUUCGGGAAAGAGUGCUGCUGCUGCUCCUGCUCCUCCGCCACCUCCUCACUCGCUUGAAGAGAGUGCACGGAGAGUCUGCGAGGCGCAUGCUUCCCCGCCCCUCGCUCCCUCGCCAUUUUGGAGAUAGAAUAUUAAUCUUGGGAAUGGACUGACAGAGGAUUCAACGCAAUAAGAAAGUUUGGCCAAGAUAGUCGAAAGACAGUAACAGGACAAGGUGUCUGGACAAGGCCUCGGGCGUCCAAUCAUCAACAACUCGACUAUGCCAGCUGUUGCAAGGCCUGGUAGUUUAAAAGACCCAGAGAUUGCCGAAUUAUUCGAGAAAAAUGACCCGGAGAAGAUAUUUGAGGAUCUGCGCGAGAUCGGGCAUGGCAGUUUCGGGGCUGUUUACUAUGCACGAUGCCUGGUUACCAAAGAAAUUGUUGCCAUCAAGAAGAUGUCUUACCUGGGGAAGCAAACGGUGGAAAAGUGGCAGGACAUUUUGAAGGAGAUCCGAUUCCUUAGGCAACUUAAUCAUCCUAACACUAUAGAAUAUAAGGGUUGCUAUCUCAGGGACCACACUGCCUGGUUGGUGAUGGAAUAUUGUCUUGGCUCCGCAUCAGAUAUUAUUGAAGUACACAAAAGACCUCUGAAAGAAGACGAGAUAGCUGCGAUAUGCGAAGGUGUAUUGCGCGGUUUGCAUUACCUUCACACUCUCGGGAGAAUUCAUCGUGACGUAAAAGCGGGGAAUAUUCUACUUACCGAGAACGGUACAGUAAAAUUGGCUGAUUUUGGAUCCGCGAGUAUAAAAUGCCCGGCUAAUAGCUUCGUAGGAACUCCGUACUGGAUGGCACCGGAAGUCAUAUUGGCGAUGGACGAGGGGCAAUACGAUGGCAAAGUUGACGUAUGGUCAUUAGGAAUAACAUGCAUCGAAUUAGCGGAAAGGAAACCACCUUAUUUUAACAUGAAUGCUAUGAGCGCUCUGUAUCAUAUUGCACAAAAUGAUACACCAACUCUAAAUUCUCCAGAUUGGACCGACGUCUUUCGUCAUUUUGUUGAAGUAUGCCUGACAAAAAGUCCAAUCGAAAGACCAACAUCCGGGAAAUUGUUAUCACAUCAAUUUGUUACCAGAACGCGUUCUCCUCAAGUUUUGAUAGAUUUGAUACAGAGAACGAAAGCUGCGGUCCGGGAAUUAGAUAAUUUGAAUUAUCGUAAAAUGAAAAAGAUACUGAUGAUCGACGCGUGUGAAACAGAAAGCACAGUUGGCGAUACUGACGAUACUCCUGAUGAACAAACAGGCGGUGAUAGUAGUAAAAGCAAUUCAAUUACCUCAGAACAUUCGAUCCACUCGAUAGGCGUCUCGGCAAGCUCUCAAAGUUCCUCCACGAAUAGCCUGCCGCUGCCGAAUGCCGAUAGUAACGACUACUCCACGGGAUCUGUUCGAAAUCGGCAUAAAGUUCCAGCAGGCGGUGUCACUGCCAAUCUUCUUGAACACGGUGCCAAUAAUUUUGCGACAAUUAGGACAACUUCGAUUGUUACGAAACAACAGAAGGAACAUAUGCAAGAAGAGAUGCAUGAACAAAUGAGUGGAUACAAACGUAUGAGAAGGGAACAUCAAGGUGCUUUGGUGAAACUAGAGGAACGCUGCAAAAUGGAAAUGGAGUCACACAAGCAAUUAUUGGAUAAGGAGUAUGAAACACUUUUGCAACAGUUCAGUAAAGAGCUCGAGAAACUGCAGUUAAGACAUAUGCAAGAACUGGAGCGUAAGCUGAAACAAAAUCAAAAUGCAGAAAAGAAACUACACAAGGAAAUAACAAGUAGACAGGAGGCUGAUCGCAAAGCUCUGGAAGCUCAACAGAAAAGAGAGUACAAAGCUUACAAAGAAAGAUGGAAAAAGGAGCUCUCUCAGGACGAUGUAACAAAGAGGCAACGAGACGCCACUCUUCAAAGUCAAAAAGACAAUUUAAGGCAGAUGGAAGCGCAAGAGGAACAGCGACUUGCGAGAGGACAACGAGAAUACUUGGAUCUUGAAAUACGUAAAUUCCGUAGAAAAAAGUUACUCAUCUUCCAUAGUCUCGAGCAGGAGCUUCUUCGCGAAGAGUUAAAUAAGCGACAACAGCAGUUAGAGCAGGCGCACGCUAUGCUCUUACGGCACCAUGAAAAGACGCAAGAAUUAGAAUACAGACAACAACGGGCAGUGCACACUCUCCGCGAGGAUCAAGUUCAUCGACAGCAUGCAACGGAACUUUGUAAUCAGCAAGAUUACAUGCAAAGGGCCGAACGUGAUCUGCGUAAGAAACACGCAUUAGAGCUUAAACAGCAACCGAAGAGUCUCAAACAAAAAGAAAUGCAAAUUCGUAAGCAGUUUAGAGAAACAUGUAAGAUACAAACGCGACAAUAUAAGGCAUUAAAAUCUCAAAUCCUCCAGACAACCGCUAAGGAAGAGCAAAAAGCGGUCAUUAAGAAGUUAAAGGAGGAGCAAAGACGCAAAUUGGCGCUUUUAGGCGAUCAGUAUGAACAGAGUAUUGCCGAAAUGCUCCAAAAACAGAGUAUACGUCUAGAUGAGUCACAAGAAGUAGAAUGCCAUAAUUUAAAGGAAAGGUUAAACUACGAAUUAGAAAUUCUGAUGGCAUACCAAUCAAAAAAUAAGAUGCAGGCCGAGGCGCAAAGAAAUAGGGAACGCCGUGAGUUGGAAGAUCGCGUAUCUGUUAGACGAGCUUUGCUUGAACAAAAGAUGGAAUUAGAAACUCAGGAAUUCCUUCGUGAACGUAGUGAACGUAUACGCUUGUUGCACGAAAGGCAGGAACGUGAACUGCAGCAAUUUGAUGAGGAAAGUGCAAGAAUAGGAUUCAGGUUGUUCUAGUAGACAGAAAGAGGGAUGUCUGAAAAUCAAUUGCUAUUAUCGAUUUUCCAAGGAUUACAGACUAACAGAGAUUGUUCGUGCUAACAAACCAGAUUACAAAAUCACAUAUGAGAUGUAUGGUUCGGGAGAAAGCUGUUGGAUUAAUUUAAUACGUUAUACAGUAGGUCUUUCUCUUACGAUAAGUAACUAAUUGAAUAUAAUCGCAGUUAUUAAAGUUCUAGACUUCAAAUUUAUCUUCUCGUCGGGAAGGUUCUAUAUAAGAAAAAAAAAAAAAAGAAAGAUUGUUAAGUUUUAUAUGCACUUUUAAUUAUAGCACGAGUUGUCUCUGAGUUAAGUUGUAUGUAUGUAACAAAAAAGAAAAAAAAGAAGAAAGAAAGCACGAAGUAAUUCUUCAUCAUAGUCUGUGUAAUCGGUAUAACUCUCUAAAUACCCAAUUUAGGAAGUUGAUUGUCGAUGUUGCUAGCGUUUUGUAAAUAUUUAUUCGCUUUACAUAGAACUGCGACUAUGGGACUUUUUAUUAUAACAUUUACUAUUUAGUCACACACUGAAAGAUUUAUAAAAAUUUUCCAAAAAAACGUGGCAAAUUCUAUUAGUUGAAUUUGGAAUGUGAUAACUGAUAAGCUAAACAAUUAAUCAUAGGCAUAGCAUAUCAAAUACCGUAUUAUCGAAUUAUGCUUGUGAUUAUUUGACAAGCUCACUUCUUCACUUACUUCCAUUUAAGGUGUGAUUUCGUAACAUUGAUUAAUGGUUUGUAUUACAGAUUACGAUUCACUGUCGUUAGAUGAAAACGCAAUAUACUUGAGGUUACUGUAAUGAUUCCAGUACAAUUUGUGUAAUUGUGUCUUCUUUACGCUAUUGGCCGAUUACAAGAGAAUUGUUUUUGUACACGUCAGAAUAUUGAAGUAAAUGUAACUAUAUAUACUUCUCAAUACAAUCUCUGGCUUUAAUUAGAUAAAUUGUUAUUUUUAUUUUUAACAGCCUUGUAGUCUUCUUUUUUUUUAUUUUACAGUAAAGCAGAAAUACGCAGAGUGACACGAGUAGUGUAAUUAUCUUUUUUCACACACAGAAUGAAUACCAUUUGGUAUUGUAGAAAGUAGAAAAUAUUACAGAUCAAUCGUCGUGCGCGCACACACACACAUAACAAAAAUAUUCAAAAUGCUAUUGAAACUCCUUGUAAAACAGAAUCACACACACUUUUCCUCCUACAUAUAUUUUAUAUAAGGUAGAAAAUUGAUAUCUUUUUGAAAGAUAUUCAAAUAAGAGUCCAAUUCAACUCACGUCAUUUUUUAUUUGAAAGUAAUAUAAUUUCAUAAGAAAACAUACUUUUCUCAUCAAAUAUUUAUAACCGGAAUUAUCCGAGGUUGUAUGCAAAUGCUACGCAUGUAACUUAUUAAACAUGUGUUAUCUUUAUGUCUUAUUGCAUUUCAUUGGCAAUUAGGAAUAGAAUCAUUUGUUUUUUCUAUAUGUAGUUGAGCUAUACACCUUUUUGUUAGGUCUGUAAUUGAAGAGAAUAAUUUUAUUAAGAAUUUUCGAUAACACAAUACUGAAGUGUUUUGAAUUUAAUGCAAUUGUCUGAAUGGAUGUGCUAACAUUUAUAGUCAAUAUGUGCUCACACAACUCAUUAGUAGCACGAGAUAGAAUAAUAUAAUAAAUAUAAAUAUAUUCCUUAUAAUUAUUUUACUAUUAUCAUUAUACCCAUACAAAAAUACAGCAUAAAAUGUAAAAUUUUAUUAUACGAUAGAUAUCAAUAUUCUUUUGGUAAAUAACUGAUUAUGAAAUGCAAUGUACGUAAUGCGAAUAAUCAAGGGUCAUAACCAUUCUUGAUAGAAUCAUUACGAGAAUAUAAUACAGUUUUAUUUUUAAAUUUAAGUAACGUAUGAAAACAUUUUGUAACUAAAUCGACGACUAAAACGACAAACUGUAUGUAAGAUGCUACUUGCAUCAUAAAUUAAGGCUUAAAAUAAACAGUCGAGGCUGUUUAAUCCAAUACAUUGGUAAGAUAAUAAAGACGAAAAAUGUUGAA